Messenger RNA from Chlamydomonas reinhardtii, 3913 nucleotides. RefSeq lists its product as uncharacterized. The record is from RefSeq and is a predicted model, not a curated record. The coding region runs from base 294 to 3809 and encodes 1171 amino acids. The transcript is spliced from 13 exons. Lineage: Eukaryota; Viridiplantae; Chlorophyta; Chlorophyceae; Chlamydomonadales; Chlamydomonadaceae.
GCCAUGCAAGCAUGGCAGCAGCGCUCGCAGCGCCCCCGACGCAGCAGCAGCAGCAGCACGCACCCUGCGUUCGCUGCAGCUGCAUGUGGCCGAAAAUGUUUCGCCAAAGCCGAAGUGGCGCCCAGGAGCCGCGGCAGGCUGACCCACGGGCCAUUCCGGCCAAGGCUGGCUUUUCGAGUGUGGGCUUGGGUCGAGCUGCACGGCGGAGCGCUACGUUCUGUGGGAGCGCAAAAGCUGCGCAAGACGCUGCAAAACAUGACGCGUGCGACUAGCAGUUAAGCUUGCACGCCGUAAUGCGGCCACGGUUACUCCUUGCGCUGCUCGGUCUCACCAGCGCAUAUGCUACUGCUGCGAGUGCCAGUCACGCUUCACGAGCUCCCUCCGUGUCAGUGCUGAGCAGACGAGAUGAUGAGGUUGGCAGAAGUGGCGGGAGUGCUAGCGCCAGCUCUACUGCUGGCUCCAGCCUCACAGGCCUGCCGACCCCGCGAGGGAAGCCUCAGGGUGCUGCCCACGACCCAGCUGUGGGCAUGUCAUCAGAUUCACAGCCGCCGCCAGCACUUGAAGACUAUGAAGAUGACAGCGGGGACAAGCCGGACGCGGGGCCAGAGCAGCUGCAGCAGCAGCAGCAGCAGGAGGAGGAGCUGUUGGGCGGCCAGCCCCUGGCAAGCAGGCGCGGCAGCGGGGGCGACGGAGGGGACGGCAGAAGCACCGCUGGCAGCAGCAGUAGUAGCAGUGGCGCUGGCAGUAGCGGAGGCAGCCGGGCGGCGUCAGCACUCUUGCGCGGCCCCUGGCACGGGGUCAGCCUCGGAAACGUGCCGUUUUUUCCGCUGCGGACGGCGGCGUUGGGGCGGCUGAACCACAGCGAGGCGGAGCUGCGGGAAAUCAUCAAGGUAGCUGUUCGCGACCUGGCUGCUGCGGGCGGCAACCUGCUACGUGUGUGGUUCCACAUCGACGGCUCCAUGAGCCCACCCGCCUGGGCACUGCAGCAGUCGCAAGGGAAGCGGCAGCAGCAGGAGCAGGGGCAGGGGCAGGGGCUGCCGCAGCAGUCGCAGCAGCAGGGACAAGAGCCGCAGCAGGAGCUCGAGCGGCCGUCAGCAGCAGCAGGGGCUGCAGGUCUGCGGAGUGUGGAUCCCAAGUGCUCAAACGCGGAGGCGGACAGCAGCUGCUGUUGCAGCAGCUAUGGCUGCGGCAGCAGCGAUGACGGCAGCAAUGGAGGCUGCGGCGCCGCCAGGCGUACCAGUAGUGGGGCCGUGUGCGGCUGCGGCGCGGGCGCAGUGGCUGACCUGAAGUGGCUGCUGCGGCUGUGCCACCGGUCGGGCGUCAGGGUGCUGCUGGUGCUGUGGUCGCACGACAUACUGGCGGUGCGAAGGGACCACCCGCCGCCCAGCCGCGACCGCGCACUGCACAUGCUCACGACGGCGGCCGGCACCGCGGCCUACACGCGCAACUGCCUGACGCCGCUGGUGCAGCACCUGGCGACAACCGCCAUCGGGGAUGAAGACGACAUUAAUGGAAAGGGCAGGGAGCCAUCAGGGACAGCAACAGUAGCAGAGGAAGGCGCCGGGAGCUGCUGCUGCUCCCCAUGCUGUGGCUCUGGCGGCGGCGGCGGCAGUAGCGGCAGCGGGCCGGGGACAGAGCCGGCCGCGGAGCAGCCAGCGGACACGUUGUCGGCCCCAGCUACUGCCUUCCCGGCGCUUCACGAUGUAGAUGCUGGCGCUGGCGCCAGCAACACCAGUAGUCGCGGCGGCGGCUGGGGGCCGGGGCUGCUGAGUCUGGUCAGCAAUGGGACCGAAUCGCUGGGAGUAGUUGCUGCUCCUGGCGUGGGUAGUUCUCAACGCGGCGGCGUCGGGCGGCGCAAGAGCAGCAGCCUGCGUCACCUGCUUACGGAGUCAGCUGGAAUUGCGGUUGGGAAGGGAAGCGACAACAGCAGCAGCAACGGCCGCACUACUCACGCAGCCGCCACGAUUGCGGCGGUGGCUGAGGGGCAGGAGGAGGGGUACCAGGGCAGCAGCAGUCGGGGCAACUCAUCAGACGGACACGAGACCGCGCAGGGCAUUAGGCGAGCCAGCAGCGUUUCACUCACCCGCCACAGCCCGCCUGCCACAGCCACAGCCACAGCUCCUCCCACCUCAAGCCUCCGUCCUGAGUUUCCCUUCCCUUCCAGCCACCAUCGCGACCAGCCGCCACUCGCGGCGCUGCCGCUGCUGUCAGCAUCGAACCUACGGCAAGGAGAUGGCAGCUCAAGCAGCAGCGUUGCUGGACAUUCCAGCAGCAGGAGCGGCAGCAGAAGCACGACCAGUAGUAUCCAUACUGGUGGUGGUGGCGGUGGCGAUGGCGGCGGCGCGGCGCCCACCUAUUCGUCAGUUCUGUUGGGCUAUGAGCUGCUGAACGAGCCGGAGGGCAUGAGCUGGGACCUGCGCCUCUACCACAACUACAUGUACGACAUGGCGUGGGGGCAGUACCAACUUGAGGACCCGGACUGGUACGGGCGGCAGGUGGCGCGGCGGGGUGACUACCGAACACUGCAGGCGCUCAAAGCCUUCGGCGGCUCAUCCAUGUUUGUCAAGGGGCGCGAUGACUUGCGUGACUACACCGGCUGGCACUUUGUGGGCGGCAACAGACCGCUGGUGGUACUUGGCAACAGAGGCAGCAGCCUGGCCACGCCAGCGGCUUCCUGCAUCUCCCGCGGUUCCCUGUUCGACAUGGGCGGCGGCGGAGCUGUCGCCAGUAGUGGGGACGGUAGCAGCUCCUGCACAUCCCGGCAGCAACAAGGGGGGCAGCAGACAGCCGACAGUACAUUUUAUGCACUUGAGCAGGCGGCGGAUGCAGCGGCAGCAGCCAGUCCUCGGCCCUGGUAUCUGAAUGCCAGCAGCAGCGUAAAGAGCGGCAGUAGCGGCACUAGUGGCAGUGGCAGUAGCCCAGGCGGCAGCCGUCUGGCAGCAGACUGGGAGGCAGCGGCCGCACAAGUGGCGUCAUGCGGUCGCGUGUCCCAACCCGGCGAUGACACGAACCGUGGGCAGCAACCAACCGCCCCGCCGCAACCCCCCGCUUCCCCCCCUUCCCCCGACCCGCCGCGGCUGUGGUUGAACCGGCUCAUGUACUUGGACGUCAUUGGGCACCACAACUCCGAGCUGCCCUAUCUGCUGCCGCUGGUCACCAGCUGCAGGCUGCGCACGGUGGAUGUGAGUGUGCAGCGGCUGCAGCGGUUCGUGUCGCGACUGGCGGCGGCGGUGCACGCAGCCGACCCCCGCGCGCUGGUGACAGUGGGCUCCCACAGCCCGCCCUACUGCUCCGACGCACAGUGGCUGGUAGGCAACAUCAGCGAGUUCGAGACGCGGCCCCGGAACCUGUUCUCUGACGCAGAGCUCAGACGGGCUUUUGUGCUGCGCAAUGGCAGCCUGGGCCGCGGCUGGGACGCCGCCGGCGGCGGCACCCUAGACUUCUACGCGCCACACGGCUACCCCUACUGGGGCCACGACUCCAUCACCCGCCUCAUCUCGCCCUUCCACGUGCCAGCCCAGCAAUACCAGCUGGACAAGCCCGCACUGGUGGGGGAGUUCUGGGACCAGGUUUCUGACAGCGAGAGUCUCACAGCUAAGCACUGGAAGGACCUGUGGCGCAAGAACGGAUACAUGGGUGGCUUGGGCUGGGCGAUGCUGCAAUUGGUGGAGGACCCUGUGGAUACGGGGCAGGCCGCGAACGCGGCCGGCACAGGCCGGACGCUGGCGGCAGCACGAAGGAUCGUGGACCACGAAAAACGUGCUGUGUUUCUUAAGUUCUUACAAGAGAUGCGCGCUAACGGCAUGUAAGGCAUACUUUGCUUGUGCGGUGGCUUUUGGCAAGUGUGAAAGGAAGGGCUUCCUGAGAACCCAGGCAUAGACCGUGGACAAGGACCGUGUAAUGAUUCUUUAGG